Molecule: messenger RNA, 852 nt
Organism: Penicillium cataractarum
Lineage: Eukaryota; Fungi; Ascomycota; Eurotiomycetes; Eurotiales; Aspergillaceae
Exons: 3
Coding region: 1-852 (283 amino acids)
Cellular component (GO): membrane
Source: RefSeq, a predicted model, not a curated record
AUGUUCAACGAUCACUCUAAAGUCAGCAUUGCACAAAUCGUGUUCUAUUUCCCAGCCAUUCUUAUCUCAAUCUACCUGGCAUGCUACCGGCACAAUCGUCCCCGCAUGUCAUGGAUCAUCCUGCUAUUCUUCUCACUCAGUACGCAUCAUCUACAACAAUCCAUCCAUAUUUCAAUCAAGAAAAUAUCUAACACCUUUUUUUCAGUAAGACUCACUGCUGGUAUUCUCGUAGUCAUCUACGAGCACAAACCCAGCACCGGAAUCAUGGUAGCUUCCAUUAUCCUCCUCAACGCCGGCGUCUUUCCCUUGGUUGCAGCCACAAUGGGAUUAAUCCGAAUCAUAGUGUCAUGCGAGGAUAAUAUGAAUCCGCGAAUCAGUCGGUGCUUACUCUUCUCCCGCAUGCUAUUCUUCGUAGGACUUGGUCUACAAAUCGCAGGUGGUUGUCUUGAGGGAAGUGACAGUUCCAGUGAUGUGGACAUCGGUGUCAAGCUCGUCAAGGCAGGGUAUAGCUGUGUAGUAGUGUUCGUGGCUUGUCUGCUUGGCGUGCAGGUGUACUUCUGGAUGCAUCUCUCAAGUCUUUCGGCUGGGAGCAAGACCAUCCUUCAAGCGAUGAUGAUUGCUCUGCCUUUUAUAGUGGUUCGCAUUACAUACCUAUUCCUCUCCGUUGUCGAUCCGUCUGAUCUUAGAUGGAAUGACCUAACGGGUCCGAUCGCCCCCUAUCUACUCAUGGGGUUGAUCAUGGAGUAUGCCGUUGUUUGUAUCUAUCUUGCCACUGGUUUCAUCAUUCCUCAGCAACGCAAGAACAACAAAAAGCCACAAGGUCUUGGGUAUUCAUCGGUGGAGGAGCUGUAA